AUGGAGCCCCCGGACAGCGCAAUUGCAGCCAAGGUCCAAAGCUUCAAAGAAUGGCUGAAGAACAGCUUUUCUGUUGACCUUGAGGAUCUGGGGGUUACGCUUCGCUGCGACCAGUUUGGUGGAAUCGGCGUCUUCGCCUGUCGAAGGCUGGGUCCCGGUGAUCUUCUGGGGAGGAUUCCACUGGAGGCCAUCCUGCAUGCCGGCCAGGUGCGAAAGUCCUCCUUUGGCGCCAAGGUGUUGGCGGUCAUUCCCGACAUUCCUGGCGAGGAGCUGCUAUGGUUGUACAUGAUCUGGGGUCGCGAGGAACCAGAAUUGUGUGGGUGGUAUCCCUACCUGCAGAUUCUACCGCCCAGCGAUCCGCUGAGCUGGUACUCCGACGAAGAAUCGUUGCAGUGGCUCGUGGGCACGCCAAUGCUGCAGGAAGCACAGCAGGCGGUGGCGGACCAAGUCGAGAGGCAUCUGAAUGUGGUGGGCAGGCUUCAGAAAGCCGACCCAGCUUUCUUCACCUCGCAUCGAUUCAGCUUAGAGGCCUGGAGAUGGGCAAGGUCAUGCUACGUUUCGCGGGCGUUUGACCGACUUGCCUUCGCUAUGUCAUGCGAAUGGGAUUCUGACGGCCUUUGUCCCUUGUUGGAUUCCAUGAACCACAGAAAUGACGCUGAAGUGGAGGCUCGCUUCGACCAGAACGGGGCACGGCUCCAACUGCCGACUGGAGCUGUUGGCUACCAGGUGGGGGAUGAGGUGCACCAUCUGUACCAGAGAAACUGUUCCAACAGCAGCCUCUUGCUCCACUACGGCUUUGCUUCCUUCAAGAAUCCGAAUGACUCAAUCAGGGAAUUGAAGUUCAACCUCAUUCCGGGGACGGUGUCGCAGCGGCUUAGCGUAUUGAAUACCACAAUGCCAGAGCUGGAAGCGUCAAGUGCUGGAGAUGUCGUGUGCAUUCACUUGACCCAGGGCCUGACGCUUCAGACGACGGAGCUCCCGCUGCAGCUCCUCAGGGCGGCUUCGUUGCUACGAUCUGGCCGCGACUUCGAGGAGCGGCAUGCAAGCUGCAUGGACAAAGCCCGCGUGUGCAAUUGGCUAACCAGCGCGCUCUGCAAGAUGUUAGACCAGAUGCAGGCCUUCUCAAAGGGAGCUGGUCUUGGGAGGUUUCCUGCGAUGGUUCUUCUACGGCGCGGGCGGCUCGGCCGGUUCGCAUUCUCCGAGAGGGCGAGGCAGAUCCAGGCAGCCCGCCCGACUGCAAGAGUCGUCGUGCUACCGCAGAGCGCAGCCUCGCAAGCCGCCGCGAUUUAUGCGAUUACGGCAUAUUGCAUCCUCAGAAAGGCCGCGCAUGUUGCCGAAGACUCUGCAGAGAUGGCCUUGCUGGCAGCAAGAAUGGAGCGCCGCCAGCAGCGCGAGACAUCAGCAGCGAGUGGUGCAGAGAGCGCCUGA
Symbiodinium necroappetens is the source of this 1428-nucleotide messenger RNA. NCBI's taxonomy places the organism in Eukaryota, Dinophyceae, Suessiales, Symbiodiniaceae. The record is from the annotation of a GenBank genome assembly.